UUGACCACUUAUUUACAAGCUAUAUGCUCCCAUUGCAGGCAUUUAUGAGGCUUCUAACUUAAUGCUAUAUAUACAACCAUAUCUAACCUAAGUUUUCUCACAACUCUUUUUUUGGUUAUAUUGUCUCAUGUCCUCAAGACCUUACAACUCUCUUUUUUUUCUGUUGUGAAAGGAAGGAGGAAGUAUCUUCAGACACAAGAUUUUGACCCGUAUAGAAGCCUCAUAAAUGCCUGCAAUGGGAGCAUAUAGCUUGUGAUCACAUUUGUGUUCUCUUUCUCAGACAAGCUACAAUAAGAAUAAGGUAUAUUUCAUUCCUUUAUUCAAUUUUCUGUUUUGUGAAGGGCGGUUAUUCAAAACCGAACAUGUCUAUAGUUGUCGGUUUCAGAAGAUGUUUUUCACCGGGAACACAAGAGGUGAAGAACAAUAUGUCGAUUUUCGUCUGAGAACACAAAGGCUUAAAAGGCUUUUAAGGAGCUGCUUCUUCUGCAAUCUCUCACAACCAUUUUGGUAACAACUCAAGCACUGGUUUUACCCCUUUUAAUCCGCUUAAUUUUUUCUAAUUUUUUCAAACUAUUUAGGCUAAACCUAAUUAAGAAUUGAGUUUGCUUUUUUAAACCCGUAGGUUGUUGGAUAUUUUUAAUAUUAAUUAAAACCCUAAUCUCUUUUUUAUAUAUUUAAAACCGGCAAUAUAAAUAUUAUGUGUAUAUAAUGCUUCUACUUUUAGUUAUUAGUUUUUUCCACUAGGUUUAUCAACGGUUUUGUUUUUCAAUGUAUAUGAUUUGGCGCUUUAAAAAAAGGUACAUGACAUCGGUGCUAAUAAAUAUAUGUUUUUAACAAAAUCUUAAAAGUAUGAUAAUAAAAUGAAGAUUUUGAAAGGUAUAAUCUAUAUAUUAUAUAUUGAUAGAUAUAUUAAAAAAUAUUCAAUAUUUCUAUUAUUCCAUUAUAAGGUGAAAUGGGUGGGAUUGAAGGUUAAUGCAUAAAAUGAAAAUUGUUUAAGUUAGAAUAUUAAAAUUAUAUAUAUUUUUUUAAAUUGAUAAAAUAUUAAACGUUAGUCAGUAUUUAUAAUAUUCUGUUAUAGAGCUUGAAACAAGUUAAGAAAUGGGUCAUAUCCUACCAAACUUAUUUUUUGAAAAAAAAAAUAUAGUUCUAGUGACUCUCUACUUACUAAAAAAGAUAUUAAUCUAUAAUAAAACAAAUAUCUAAACUCUCAAGUAACAAAAGGGAAAGUAAAUAAACCCUCCGACGAAAAUAAACGCUCUCCGACGAAUGAGUGGAUCAGGGAUCGAUUUUGGUAAUCAGAAGUGUCUUGCAACCAAGACACUUAUCGUCACUGUGCUUGGCGAUGAGAUUUCUGCUCUGUUUUUUUUUGGAGAGAAGCAACGAUUCCUUGGAAUCGAUGGCAAUAACCCUAAAAACUUGAUUUCUCAAGUUAAAAGGUUAGUGGGGCGAAGAUUCUCUGAUGUUGAGCUGCAGAGAGACAUAAAAUCUCUCCCGUACUCUGUGAUUGAAGGAGAAGAUGGAUAUCCAUUGAUUUGUGUUAGCUACUUGGGAAAGGAGGAAUACUUCACACCUACAGAAGUUAUGGGCAUGAUCUUCUUUAAAUUGAAAACCAUGAUUUUGAAGCAUCAGCCUCUGGCUGUGGUGAAUUGCAUUAUUUCUAUACCUGCGUACUUUGGUCAUCUCGAGCGUAGAUGUGUUUUGGAUGCGGCGAGCAUUGCUGGGUUGUCUACAUUACAUUUGAUUCACGAAACUACUGCUACGGCUUUAGAAUACGGUAUUCUUAGGCCUAAUUUUCCGGAGCGUUGGCAGAUCGCAUUCAUUGACAUCAGUCAUUCAAGUCUGCAAGUCUGCAUUACACGCUUCACAAAGGGGCAACUCAAAGUUUUGUCUCAUGGCUUUGAUCGGUGGUUGGGAGGAAGGGACUUUGAUGAAGUUCUUUUGAAUCAUUUUUCUCAGAUCUCCAAGGCCUCUCUCAGCCUCAGAGAGUGUGAGGAGCUGAAGAAGGUUCUCAGCGAAAAUGAAUUGGCACCAUUGGGUAUUGAGGAUUUGGUUAUCAAGACGAAAGAUUUUGUAGAAAUUUGUUCUCCGUUACUGCAGCGUCUUAAGGUGCCUCUAGAGAAAGCUCUCUCUGAUGCAGGACUCCGUGUUGGUGAUGUAGAUGCAGUCCAACAACCUAAAACUACAAGUUUGUAACCAUUUCAUUAAGAUGAUUAUAGAAGUUAUAAUAUAACAACAAAAAACGUACAGUUGCCAAUUCAACAACGACGAUUCCGUUGAGGGUCAAUCUCACUUUCACUUCACGCUGGGGGGGAUCAAUCGAGUAUCUGCUGAUUUUUAGAGGUGCUUGAAACUCGUCGGUCAGAUGUGUGUACUGAACAUCGACAGAGGUUGGUUCAGAAGGAUAAAAAGUAAGCGUUUCGACACUAGGGAUAGGG
Molecule: messenger RNA, 2435 nt
Organism: Brassica napus (rape)
Lineage: Eukaryota; Viridiplantae; Streptophyta; Magnoliopsida; Brassicales; Brassicaceae
Product: heat shock 70 kDa protein 15-like
Exons: 2
Coding region: 1267-2193 (308 amino acids)
Biological process (GO): protein folding
Cellular component (GO): nucleus; cytosol
Molecular function (GO): ATP binding; ATP-dependent protein folding chaperone
Source: RefSeq, a predicted model, not a curated record